AUGUCUCUGUGGAAACAAAACAAGAUACUGAACAAGCACAAGAAUAGCAUAGGAAGAAUAUGGAGGCAACAAUCUGUUGGUGAAUUGAAUGCUUCAGGGUCAUCAUCUUCAUCGUCUGUUUUGCCAACUCAUUUUCUAUCAGCUGGAAAGAGACGAAGAAGAUCAUUCUCAUCCGAAGUUUCGCAACGUCAGUUUCAACGAGAUGACAUUUUGACAUCAGAAUACGAGAGAUGGAAGGACAUGACAAACGAGGUUCACAACUUUUCGUUCUCCAAGUCAGCAAGUACAAAAGAUGCUCAGAUGUGGCAUCAGGCAGAAUCGUGUCUGCAGAUUUGGCAGAAAGAAAAAGAUUUCGAUCGAUGUCUUGAGCUGCUUCGUUGCUUAUCAUCCUCGAAACUAUUGAUCAAGACCAUUCCUACCGAAAGCUUGUUAAAUCCUAUAUUAAAACUAUGGAGAUCAGAGCUGUUCACUCGUGCUGAAAACGACAAAGCAAAGAAUGUUCUUCUGCCGUCUCAAAUGUCCAGCUUGCUGAAUCAGUAUGAAGCAAUCGGCUUGAUCGUAAUGGAUAAGGCAUCACAUAGCAUGAUUCUAGAUGCAGCAAGCCAUAUGAAAGAUCCAAAGGAAGGUGUCUUCUUUGCCCAAGAGUAUCUUACGAAUUGGAUCGAAAAGUGUCGAAAGCAAACAAAUGGUCAGAGUGUCAGACCUGACGUGGUAUCGAUUGGAUCUGUCAUUCAUGCCUGGGUGGAGAGUAAUCAUCCCGAGGCACCCAAACGAGCCGAAGAGUGGAUGAAUGUCUGUACAAAGUUUCUUAAUAUUCAACCCACCACUCAACUGUAUACUUCUGUCAUUUCCGCCUGGGGAAAACAAGGUGAUGCUCGCCGAGCUCAAGAUUGGAUGAAUCGGUUACGGCAACGGAAUUUGGAGGUUGAUUUAGGUGCAUGGAACGGACUCUUGUCAGCAUAUGCACAUUCCAACAAGCAACAAACAAAGAGGCGAGGGCCAUCCCCUGCCAAGCAAGCCGAACAGAUUCUGAAAGAAAUGAAGCGGCGGCACGACAACGGUGAACUAGCGCAAGCUCCAGAUGUCGUUUCGCAUACCAUUGUUUUGGAUGCGUGGUCGCGACAAGUGCUUCGAGAAAGAGGUGCCAAAGCAAAGGCGCAAUGUGCUCGGAGGGCCAUUCAACUUUUGGACGAAAUGAAGCAAUCUCCAAAUCCUUCCACGAGACCCAAUACAAUAUCCUACAAUACAGUACUGUCGACCUGUGCUCGUGCUGGAUUGGUGAAGGAAUGUGAAUCAUUAAUGAACCAAAUGAUUCACGAGCACUCACAGCACUCGGACACUCUAGUGACAAAAAUGACGGGUGUUCAACCAAAUGCCCAAAGUGUGGCGUUGCUGUUGCAUGCAUACUCACAAGCCAGGAUGGAUCCAAUGCUGGCUGCCGAAAAAGCAGAAGCUACUCUGAAAGAUCUGCUUCCAACUCUUGGGAUUCAGCCCAAUCUCCAAAUAUUCAACAACUGCUUGUCCUGCUGGGCCAAAGCGAGCAAUCCAAAAACAAUUGUACCAGUGGAACGAGCGACAGCGCUGUUUGAAGAAAUCUCGAGUGUACACGGUAUGAAGCCUGAUAUCGUGGCGUAUACGGCCCUUAUGAACGUGCUGGGCCGCCAUGGUGAAGCCGAGCAAGCACAAAACUUGUUGGACGAUCUUUGGAAAACCUAUCAGGACGCAGUACACUCGGGCGAUCCAAGUGCCAAUAGUUACAAACCUUCUGCUCAGUCACUGACGACGGUGCUUUAUGCCUGGUCCACUAAAGAUCCGGAACAAACGGAAGCUUUGCUGCAGCGUAUGUCACAAGACUACGACGCCGUGCCCAAUGUCUACUCGUAUUCGGUCGUAUUGAAGGCUUGGGCUCGACAUGCUUCCUCAGACAAAUACCCUGAUGCGCCAGACCGAGCGUUGGCGAUUUUGGAAUUCAUGGAAGAUCACGAUAUCGUGACUCCCAAUGUAUUUUCGUACUCUUCAGUGAUUCAAGCAUUUGCCGAACAGGGCCGUGCCAAAGAGGCGGAAGGUUUGUUGAAUAGAAUGCUGAAGCGACUGCAAAAGGAUCCCACCGACAAAGCUGUCAAACCAGAUUUAUAUACUUUCAGCGCAGUCCUCUUUGCUUGGUCCAAAUCCAACGCUCCGCAUGCCGCCAAUCGUGCCGAAGCCAUUUUGGUACGAAUGCUAGAACUCUACUUCUCGGGAGACUUGGAUCAACCUCCAAAUGUAUACUGCUAUACGAAUGUUCUGGCAUGUAUUGCACAAUCCAGACAACCAGGAUCUUCUGAGUGGGCAUUGGGAAUUAUGCGAUCGAUGCAAAAGAAUCAGUCCAAGAACAAAGGCAGCCACAACGCUGCGGCGCCAAACUUGUUUUCGUACAAUACUGUAAUCAACGCCUUUGCCAACGAGAUUGGCCGAAUGUCCGGCCGGGGAGACGACAUCACAAUUAAAAAAAUCGAGUCGAUGAUGGCUGAAGUGUUUGAUUUGGUCCAGGAAAUGAUUGAUUUGGGAGAACAAGAUCGAAAGAUGAUGCCCGAUGAAACCACAUACCUUACAGUAUGCAAAGCAAUUCAAAACGUUCGUACACGAAGCAAGCACAAGAAACAUGUCAACCGGCUUUUGUCCAUUGUGGAUCAACAAAGAUAUGAACCAACUACUGGGAUGAGGAAGCAAUUUCGAGAACUGAUGAGAUGA
Molecule: messenger RNA, 2730 nt
Organism: Cylindrotheca closterium
Lineage: Eukaryota; Bacillariophyta; Bacillariophyceae; Bacillariales; Bacillariaceae
Source: the annotation of a GenBank genome assembly